Rangifer tarandus platyrhynchus (Svalbard reindeer) is the source of this 3294-nucleotide messenger RNA. NCBI's taxonomy places the organism in Eukaryota, Metazoa, Chordata, Mammalia, Artiodactyla, Cervidae. The record is from the annotation of a GenBank genome assembly.
AUGGCCACGCAGGUGAUGGGGCAGUCUUCCGGAGGAGGAGGGCUGUUCACCGGCAGUGGCCCCAUGGGCAUGGCCUUGCCAAAUGACAUGUACGACUUGCCCGACCUCUCUCGAGCUGAACUGGCUGCGCCUCAGCUCAUCAUGUUGGCAAACGUGGCCUUAACUGGGGAAGUAAAUGGCGGCUGCUGUGAUUAUGUGGUUGGCGAAGAAAGACAGAUGGCAGAAUUGAUGCCUGUUGGGGAUAGCAACUUCUCAGAUAGUGACGGAGAAGGACUUGAGGAGUCUCCUGAGGCGAAAGGCGAACCCAGGGGGCUGGAGAAGAUGGAACUGGAAAGUUUGGAACUCAGCGUUGUCCAGCCACGGCCUGUGUUCGAGGCGUCAGCUGCCUCAGAAACGUACAGCUCCAACAAAGACCUUCCUCAGGAGACCCCCGCAGCAGAGGACAAGUGCAAGAACUUGAAGACCAAACCCUUCCGCUGUAAACCGUGCCAGUACGAAGCAGAAUCUGAAGAGCAGUUUGUGCAUCACAUCCGAGUUCAUAGCGCCAAGAAAUUUUUUGUGGAGGAGAGUGCAGAGAAGCAAGCGAAAGCCAGGGAAUCCGGCUCUUCUCCCGGGGAAGAGGGCGAUUUCUCCAAGGGCCCCAUCCGCUGUGACCGCUGUGGCUACAACACCAAUCGCUAUGAUCACUACACUGCUCACCUGAAACAUCACACCCGAGCCGGCGACAAUGAGCGCGUCUACAAGUGCAUCAUAUGCACGUACACCACAGUGAGCGAGUAUCACUGGAGGAAGCACCUGAGAAACCACUUUCCAAGGAAGGUUUACACGUGUGGGAAAUGCAACUAUUUUUCAGACAGGAAAAACAAUUAUGUUCAGCAUGUUCGAACUCAUACAGGUGAACGUCCGUAUAAAUGUGAACUUUGUCCUUACUCAAGUUCUCAGAAGACUCAUUUAACCAGACAUAUGCGUACUCAUUCAGGUGAGAAGCCAUUUAAGUGUGACCAGUGCAGUUAUGUGGCCUCUAAUCAGCAUGAAGUAACCCGCCACGCAAGACAGGUUCACAAUGGGCCCAAACCUCUAAACUGCCCCCACUGUGACUACAAAACAGCAGACAGAAGUAACUUCAAAAAACACGUGGAGCUGCAUGUGAAUCCACGGCAGUUUAACUGCCCUGUGUGUGACUAUGCAGCUUCCAAGAAGUGUAAUCUGCAGUAUCAUUUCAAAUCUAAGCAUCCUACUUGUCCUAAUAAAACCAUGGAUGUCUCAAAGGUGAAACUAAAGAAAACCAAGAAGCGAGAGGCUGACUUGCCUGAUAACAAAAUCACCAGUGAGAAACCAGAAACAGAGCAGGCAAAAGUAAAGGGGGAUGUGACUGGGAAGAAAAACGAGAGGUCUGUAAAAGUGGAGAAGAAAGAGAACGUUCCAAAAGAGAAACGGCCUUGUAGUAAUGCCUCAAGCCAGGUGACCACCAGAACUCGCAAAUCGGCCAUGGAAGCUAAAGAAGUGGAUGUGUCCCCAGGAAACAAUUCAGAAAAGAGCUGCAAAAGCAAGAAAAGCAAAAGGAAGGUGGAAGCUGAAGCCCAAUCCUUACAAGAGCCUGUUAAUGAUGAGGAACCUGUGACUAAAAAGAAAAAGAAGGCAGAAAGCAAAUCCAAAAAUAGUCAGGAAGUGCCAAAGGGUGACAGCAAAGUAGAGGAGAAUAAAAAGCAAAACAUUUGCUUGAAAAACAAGAGGAAAACCGUGAGAAGUAAACCAUGUAAGAAAAGCAGCCAGCCUGCUCAGAGGAGGCCUGCUCAGAUGGAGUCUGCUCAGGUGGGGUGUGUUCAGACGGAGCCGCCCCCUCCUCCUCCCCCUUCCCCUCCCCCUCCCCCUCCUGUGGGGGGUGUUGAGGUCGAGGUUGUCCAGAAGGGGCCUGUUCAGAUGGAGCCAUCUCCUCCCCUGGGGCCUGUUCAGGUGACCCCUGUUCAGAUGGAGCCAUCUCUUCCCCUGGGGCAUGUUCAGGUGACCCCUGUUCAGAUGGAGCCUCCUCCUCCCCUGGAGCCUGUUCAGGUGACCCCUUUUCAGAUGGAGCCAUCUCCUCCCCUGGAGCCUGUUCAGGUGACCCCUGUUCAGAUGGAGCCUCCUCCUCCCCUGGGGCCCGUUCAGGUGACCCCUGUUCAGAUGGAGCCUCCUCCUACCCUGGAGCCUCCUCCUCCCCUGGGGCCUGUUCAGGUGACCCCUGUUCAGAUGGAGCCUCCUCCUCCCCUGGAGCCUGUUCAGGUGACCCCUGUUCAGUUGGAGCCUCCUCCUCCCCUUCCCCCUCCUCCCCCAGAGCCUGCUCAGGUGGGGUCUGUUCAGACAGAGCCUCCCCCUCCCCCCGUGGGGGAUGCUGAGAUGGAGGUGGUUCAGAAGGGGUCUGUUCAGACAGAGCCUCCUCCUCCCACGGAGCCGCUCCCCAGAAGGUCUCCUCGCAAAGAUCAUAGAAAGGAGAAGCCCAGCAUGCUGAGUGAAAGGGCGCGGAAGGAGCAGGUCCUUAUUGAGGUCGGCUUAGUGCCUGUUAAAGACACGCAGCGUCUGAGAGAAAGUGCCUGUGCCCAGGGUCUCUCCCCACCAUCACCGCCCCUGCCAAAGGAACACUUAAACGGGGAGGAAUCGAAAGACCAAAAUUUGUUCCCUGCAGGCGAAGGAAAUAAAGAAGCCCCUCUUCAAAAAGCUGGAGCAGAAGAGGCAGAUAAGAGUCCGGCUGGUCUUGCUGCUGUUGUCAAGGCAUCUGCCAACACUUCAUCCCCUGAACAAAACUUGAAUGUGCCAGAGGGUGAAACUUCGGAGGAUAGACGUCAGGCCGAAGCUAUGCUCUGUGAAAUGGUGGACGCUGACGAGAAGAAAGCAGAGAAUUUCCCCAGCAGAGACUCGGCCCUUGAAGAACCAGCUUCACCACCACUUCCUGCUCUGCCGCUGGAAAGACAUGAAGCCGUGUCCACAGCGGCUGUGGCAUCCCCGCCUGGCACCGUGGCAGCAAGCGAGUCUCAGGAAAUGGAUGAAGACGAAGGCAUCCACAGUCACGAUGGGAGCGACCUGAGUGACAACACGUCAGAGGAUAGUGACGAUUCUGGGUUGAACGGGGCUCGGCCAGUCCCACCGGACACCAGUGGGAAAGAUGGAAAGGAGGCCUUGGCUGUCAGAGUGGCCGAGGGAGAUUUCGUUUGUAUCUUCUGUGAUCGUUCUUUUCGAAAGGAAAAAGAUUACAGCAAACACCUCAAUCGCCAUCUGGUUAAUGUGUACUUCCUUGAAAAGGCAGCUCAAGGGCAGGAGUAA